AUGGCUAAGGCUAUGGCUACAAAGUAUUUUUCUUCCUUCACCAGUAGAUAUGAGAAGCUUUUGGGGCUUUCUAAAUUCGCUUCUUUUGAUGAAACUCAAAUUCAUUCAGAAAUUACCGCCUUAAGAUCUAUUGUAAUGGCAGACCACACGCCAUCAGCUUCAGAGACUAUUAAAAUUUUGGCUACCGAGCCAGUGACCAUUGUAGGCCGUUCACAAAUUCAAGAAUUCAUGGACUUUUAUGGGGGAGAAGGGAUCCAGCACAUUGCCUUACUUACGUCAGAUAUCAUUUCAACGGUUACUAGCUUGCAUGCAAGGGGUGUGGAGUUUUUAAAAUGUCCUCCAAAAACAUAUUAUGAUCAUCUGCGCAAAGUUCUUGCAAGCGGUUGCGAGAGUGGCAAGCAUCCUGAAAUUAAAGAAGACAUCGAUGUCCUCGAGAAGCUGCAUAUUUUGCUAGAUUAUGAUGAGAAUGGAUAUCUGCUUCAAAUUCUCACAUGCCCUUUACAAGAUAAGCCCACAAUGUUUAUUGAGGUUAUUGAGCGCCAUGGCCACAAAGGAUUUGGUGAAGGAAACUUUAAAGCCCUAUUCCAAGCGAUAGAGCGCGAUCAAGCGGCAAGAGGAACACUCUUCACGGCUAGUUAG
Molecule: messenger RNA, 639 nt
Organism: Mitosporidium daphniae
Lineage: Eukaryota; Fungi; Microsporidia
Product: 4-hydroxyphenylpyruvate dioxygenase
Exons: 1
Coding region: 1-639 (212 amino acids)
Biological process (GO): aromatic amino acid metabolic process
Molecular function (GO): 4-hydroxyphenylpyruvate dioxygenase activity
Source: RefSeq, a predicted model, not a curated record